AUGAAGAUUAAUAGAUUCGCCACUGCGAUACUCGUUCUUCCGUUCUUCACUGCUACCGCCGUGGUACUUAACAUCCGAACGUCUCCCACGCGCCUUACCGGCAACUCAUUUGGAAUACCUGCGCAGAACUCGACUUUUGACUAUGUCAUCGUUGGCGGUGGAACUGCCGGCUCUGUUGUGGCUGCACGUCUUGUGGAAGAUUCUAACGUAUCGGUCGCGGUCAUAGAGGCGGGAGGUUAUGCGGAUCUAGUGAACGGAAACCUGUCACGGGUGCCAGGAUAUUCUGAUAGAUUUGAGGACACAGAUGGCGGUGAUUGGGAGAGUGGUAACAGGCAGCCCGGCAUCGACUGGGGUUUCGUGAGCGCACCGGAGGUGGCUCUUGGUGGGAGGAAGAUACAUGAAGCGCAAGGGCGAAAUCUAGGUGGAAGUUCUGUCCGCAAUGCACUGAUUUACCACCGGGGUACAUAUGGCUCCUAUGCACAAUGGGCUGCCCAAGUGGGCGACGACAGCUUCGAGUAUGAUAACAUGCAGCAGUACUUCGAAAGAAGUAUCAAUUUCAAUACCUCGAACCUGCAUCUGCGCGAGGCAAACGCGUCGGUGUCUUGGAACCCGAAUAGCUAUAACAGGCAAAAUGGACCACUGCAGCUCUCAUUUCCCAGCUUUGGGUGGCCAUUUAGUACCCACGCUUCAAAUGCCUUCAGUUCUAUCGGCAUGAAUGCCAUGCUAGACCACAACAGCGGUCAGCUUGACGGACACGCAUGGGUAACCUUCACGCAGUCUCCAGAUGGCGUGCGUAGCUCGGCUGAGACAUCCUUUCUCAGCCAGGCAUUUCAGACAGCUGGUCUCACGGCAUUCAUCCAGUCGCGGGCGACAAAAAUUUUGUUCGAUGAGCAACAGAGAGCGACAGGCGUGCGAGCGGAUUUCAUAGAUUUAGAGUUUGAUGUAUUUGCGCGCAAAGAGGUGAUCGUCGCUGCUGGUGCAAUUAAUUCUCCUAAACUUCUCAUGCUUUCUGGUAUUGGGGCUUCAUCUACGCUUCAGCAACACAACAUCCCUGUGCGAGUCGACCUUCCCGGAGUAGGACAAAACAUGUGGAAUAGUGCUCAGGUCGGCGGAAUCUUGCACGAAGUGCCCCUGGCAACCACAGCUCUCCUCGAUAACAGCACGUUCGCGGCUGAGCAGGAAUCUCUAUAUAACGAGGUUGGCGCAGGCAUGCUCACUAAUUCUGGCCCCGACUACAUAGGCUGGGAAAAGGUUCCAGCCGCCCAACGAGAUGCCUUGGGGUCCAUUGCGCUGGGGCAGCUCUCAGCAUUCGCUGACGACUGGCCUGAACUUGAGUACCUCGCGAUCAACGGUGCAGCAUUACCAAACGCUAAGCCGGGCCGCGCCUACGCAGGUUUUGGUGUUACUUUAGUCGCGGCACUUUCCCGCGGAAACGUGACACUCGCAUCUGCAAACCCGUUUGAUGACCCUAUCAUACAUCUUAAUUUCCUGCAAGAAGAGACCGAUCGUCGAGUUGCGAUCGCAGGAUACAAACGGAUGCGACAGGCUUGGGCGGCCGUACCUGAGUACGCAAAGGGAGUAGAGAUGUUUCCUGGGGAGGCAGUCCAGACCGACGAGCAGCUGUGGGAGGCAAUUCAGUUUGCGGCGGCACCGUCGCAUCAUAUUUCCGCAACGUGCAAAAUGGGGAUGAGAGAUGAUCCAAUGGCAGUGGUAGACUCCCAGGGAAGGGUCUAUGGCGUACGAGGCGUGCGAGUGGUGGAUGCAUCUGCGUGGCCGUUUGGCCCACCAGGCCAUACUCAGGGAUACACAUAUGCGCAUGCGGAGAAAUUUGCGGACGAUAUCAAAAAUGACGUGUGA
Alternaria burnsii is the source of this 1857-nucleotide messenger RNA. RefSeq lists its product as uncharacterized. The transcript has 8 exons. The coding region runs from base 1 to 1857 and encodes 618 amino acids. Lineage: Eukaryota; Fungi; Ascomycota; Dothideomycetes; Pleosporales; Pleosporaceae. Gene Ontology annotation, biological process: secondary metabolite biosynthetic process. The record is from RefSeq and is a predicted model, not a curated record. Gene Ontology annotation, molecular function: oxidoreductase activity, acting on CH-OH group of donors; flavin adenine dinucleotide binding.